AUGUUUUUUGUUCUUAUUAUUUCCACACUCCUUGCAUGGCUUGUUGUGAGACAGUACUACAAGGCGUCUAGACUUCCGCCUGGUCCAAUUUCGCUACCUUUUAUUGGGAAUCUACCACAGAUUAUUUAUUAUCUAUACACCACUGGAGGAGUUGUUAAUACGCUUGACUUGUUCAGAAAAAGAUAUGGGAAUGUGUUCACCCUCUGGGUCGGACCGAUCCCCCAUGUGAAUAUUGCGGACUAUGAAACAUCUCAUGAAGUUUUUGUGAAAAAUGCAAACAAAUAUGCAGAGAAGUUUCAUGCCCCAAUGUUUAGAGAGUUGAGAAAAGAUAUUGGAAUUCUGACGACAAAUGGAGAUCACUGGCAAGAAAUGAGAAGGUUCGCGUUGUUCACUUUCAGAAAUAUGGGAGUGGGGAAAGAUAUGAUGGAGAUGAGAAUUAUGGAGGAGUUGAAUGCACGAUGCGUCGACAUUGAUAAGGCAGCUGUCAAUGGGGUGACCACAACCCAAGCAGCUGAAUUCUUCGACCUCACCGUGGGAAGCAUUAUCAACAGUAUUUUGGUUGGAAAACGAUUCGAUGAGCAUAACAAACAUGAAUUCUUGAAAAUCAAGGAAACAAUGGACGCCUCCUUCGAAACCUUCUCUCCAUUUGAUAUGACUGUUCCAGUUUGGUUUUUGAGACGAUUCUUCCCACAUCGGUUUGAACAAAUGCUCAAUGCACAAGAAACUUCCAAAGAGUUUGCAUCGAAGGAAGCAAUGAAAAGAAUUGAAGAUAUCAAGUCUGGAAAAUAUGUAAUUGAUGAGAACAACUUGCAAGAUUAUACCGAUGCAUUCUUAUUGAAAAUUCAGAAAGAUGGAGAGAAUGCUGAUUUUAACAUCGACUGUUUGAAGACAAUGAUUCUUGAUCUUUGGAUUACCGGCCAGGAGACUACAACAACUACUCUUAUCUCUGGAUUCAACCAACUCCUCCUUCAUCCAGAAGUUAUGGAGAAAGCAAGAAAUGAAAUCUACAAGAUCACAGAGAAUGCAUCCCGCCAGUUGAGCUUAGCUGAUCGCGUCUCAACGCCUUAUCUCAAUGCGAUGAUUGGCGAAAUUCAACGUCACGCAUCAAUUCUAAAUGUCAGUUUUUGGAAAUACAAUAAUGAGCCCGCCUAUAUGGGAGGACACUUCGUGGACUCCGGUGCUCUCGUCUGUGCCCAACUCAGUGCACUUCAUGUAAACGAGACAGUUUUCGAAAAUCCACAAGAGUUUGACCCUGAUAGAUACAUCAGAGAUGAGAAACUUCUUCAAAAAGUCAUUCCAUUCGGAGUUGGAAAGAGAUCGUGUCUUGGAGAGGCUCUCGCUAGAUCGGAACUGUAUUUGAUCUUUGGAAAUCUUCUUCUUCGUUACAAAUUCAAACCACACGGCGAACUGUCCACUAAAGAACAGAUGCCGUAUAGUGCCGGAAAAAGACCAUUCAAGUUGGAAAUGCAGUUUUUGAAAAUUUGA
This is a messenger RNA of Caenorhabditis remanei, 1485 nucleotides long. RefSeq lists its product as uncharacterized. The transcript is spliced from 6 exons. Lineage: Eukaryota; Metazoa; Nematoda; Chromadorea; Rhabditida; Rhabditidae. The record is from RefSeq and is a predicted model, not a curated record. Gene Ontology annotation, cellular component: intracellular membrane-bounded organelle; cytoplasm. The coding region runs from base 1 to 1485 and encodes 494 amino acids. Gene Ontology annotation, molecular function: heme binding; oxidoreductase activity, acting on paired donors, with incorporation or reduction of molecular oxygen, reduced flavin or flavoprotein as one donor, and incorporation of one atom of oxygen; iron ion binding. Gene Ontology annotation, biological process: xenobiotic metabolic process.